Mycosarcoma maydis (corn smut) is the source of this 570-nucleotide messenger RNA. Its product is annotated as putative TRAPP complex core subunit BET3. The transcript is spliced from 4 exons. The coding region runs from base 1 to 570 and encodes 189 amino acids. The record is from RefSeq and is a predicted model, not a curated record. Gene Ontology annotation, biological process: intra-Golgi vesicle-mediated transport; endoplasmic reticulum to Golgi vesicle-mediated transport. Gene Ontology annotation, cellular component: TRAPP complex; cytosol; cis-Golgi network membrane. NCBI's taxonomy places the organism in Eukaryota, Fungi, Basidiomycota, Ustilaginomycetes, Ustilaginales.
AUGUCAACCAAACAGUAUAAGCAAGCGGGCGAAGACGUUUGGAAGAACAGAACAGAGAAGAUAAAUGCGGAGCUGUUCACACUCACCUACGGAGCGCUAGUCAUUCAGCUGAUCAAAGAUUACGAGGAUUAUGCAGAGGUCAACAAGCAGUUGGAGAAAAUGGGCUAUAACAUUGGCACAAGAUUGAUAGAGGAUUUCCUGGCAAGAACAAACCUUUCAAAGUGCACCGACUUUCGCGAAGUCGGCGAGGUGGUUAGCAAGGUCGGCUUCAAGAUGUUUCUCAACAUCACACCUACGGUCAUUCACCAUCAGCAAGAGGAUGCCGAAUUUAGCUUGAUACUGGAUGAUAACCCGCUGGCCGAAUUUGUCGAACUUCCCCGAGACGCAAGAUCAGGUGGAUUAUGGUUCAGUAAUGUCUUGACUGGUGUAUUGCGAGGAGCACUCGAGAUGGUGCAGAUGCAGACAGAAUGUUUCUUUGUGUCGGACACGCUGCGGGGCGAUGAGACCACAGAACUUCGAGUUCGAUUGAUCAAGCAUCUCGAUGAAGAAGCUCCCAUCGCUGACGACUGA